AAGUGACAACCAUAAAAUGUAUGUAUUAUUUUUGUGUAUCUCUAAAAUUACUCUAUUAGUAAUUAUACAUUUUAUCUCUCUAAUUUGUAGGACUCCUUUAUCUUUCCCCUUCUCUUUUCAAUUUAUUGAGAAAUAUAAUUUCAUCUUAAAACUAAUUGGUGAUGAGUAAAUAGCUCAUACUCUUAUAUAUGACUCAAUACUUUUACAUUUAAUCCAUCUGCGACAAUAUUCUCCAAUACAAUCUUACCAAACAUGCAUUUCUUUUUCCUUUCUUUUUCACUUUUUCCUUCAAAAUUUUCUUUCCGCUCACUUUUCUUCCUUACCAAACAUAGAGUUAAGUUUAACAAUUAUGUAUUGGAUCACAAUUAUUCACUCUAGUGCUUUUAACAUUUCUUGUGAUAAUAUGUAACAAAUUUAGUCCAAAUCAUGAUAUGAAAGGGUUACCAAAUUUCCUCAAGUCAAAGUUGAAUGUGUCUAUUGUUAAAAAAAAGUUGAAUCUGUCUAAAACAAGGUGGUCAGUAAACUAUGAAAGAUUAUUCUAAGUAAAGAAAAAUAUUACCUGCUUCCAUCUACAUCAUUAAUCCAACACUUAAUUUUCCAAACUACACUCUCUUUUCUCCAUUAUUGUUCUCUAAAUUUUUGGUAUACUUAUCUUUAUGUCUCAUUAAUACUAUUAGUUUUGUUUAUUCUUAAGCAAAAUGUACCCUUUACUCCAUUCUUCUUCUUCUUCUUCAAUCUUCAUCACCAUAGUAAUUAUAUCACUAGGAUUAUCAACCCCAUUCAAAAUUCUCAAAGAUGAGUCAAAGUUUGAAGCUUGUAAGCUCCCAUUCACUUGUGGAAACAAAUCUUUUGCAUACCCUUUUUGGGGAGGUGAAAGAAUUCAAGAUUGUGGUCACCCAGAUUUCAAGCUAAAUUGCCAUAAUCACACCUACCCUGAAAUUGAGAUUGUUUCCAAAAGUUUUUAUGUAUUGGAUAUGAGAGAAUGGGAUGAAACCAUAACAGUUGUUGGUGCAGAUAUGGUGGAUGAUGGUUGCCCUGACAGAGUUACCAGUCUCACAAUUGAAGCUAUUGAGCAAAGUCCUUUUGAAUGUGCUUCAAAUAAUGCUAAAUUGACUUAUUUGUACAAUUGCUCAAAUGGGAUUAUUCCAAAUACAACAUCAUUUUUGAGAUGUACAAGUAAUGUUGAAAGAGUUUAUGAUGGUUAUUACCUAAAGAAUCCCUCUGAUCAUCAAAACCAAUCAUGUAAGAGUUUGAUUAACAUUCCACUUCUGCAAAAGUAUUACACAGAUUUGGUGACUAAUAAGUUGACUACAAAAGAUGCUUUGAGAAAAGGUUUUGAUUUCAAGUACAAAUUUGAUUAUGGGCAAAAAACUUGUUGGGAUUGCCUUAAAUCUUAUGGCCAAUGUGGGUUCAGCAAAACUUCUCAUGAAUUUGUGUGCUUCUCAGUUUCAGGUAUGUAUUUUAUGAGUACAUUUUUCUAA
Cannabis sativa is the source of this 1481-nucleotide messenger RNA. RefSeq names its product LEAF RUST 10 DISEASE-RESISTANCE LOCUS RECEPTOR-LIKE PROTEIN KINASE-like 1.2. The record is from RefSeq and is a predicted model, not a curated record. Gene Ontology annotation, molecular function: polysaccharide binding. NCBI's taxonomy places the organism in Eukaryota, Viridiplantae, Streptophyta, Magnoliopsida, Rosales, Cannabaceae. The transcript has a single exon. Bases 699 to 1481 code for a protein of 260 amino acids.